Molecule: messenger RNA, 3269 nt
Organism: Amphibalanus amphitrite
Lineage: Eukaryota; Metazoa; Arthropoda; Thecostraca; Balanomorpha; Balanidae
Product: neurotrimin-like
Exons: 6
Coding region: 1100-1915 (271 amino acids)
Biological process (GO): synapse organization
Cellular component (GO): neuron projection membrane
Source: RefSeq, a predicted model, not a curated record
UGUUGUAAAGAACACAUUACUUCAUUUAUACUCCCCAUCUGACGGCAGUAUAAACUACAAAUCCCUUCGAGACUCAUGACGUCAAUCAUUCUGAGACCACCGAAGCGCUCGUACAGCUCGCCCAUGGAGCACGCUUCACAAGUUAGCAACGCAAUCAUGACAACUUCCACGGCAGUUCUCCAGGGAUCGGGCGCCGGUCGGCCCGUCGAUUCGACGCUGUGCCUUCAUCGGCACCGACGACCGCCGGCGGCGGCUGACGGCGGCUCAGUGGCGCGGCGCCCCAUGCGUGGGUAGGAGGGGUAUUGGUGGUGCGCCGCCGACGUUCGUUCUUACGACGGUGGACGUGUGUGCUGCUAAGACGUGCUUUCCGGAGGGAGGGAGCGGGCAGCUCUGAGCGGUGCGGAACUUCAGGGAGUCUCGAACAGGAUCUCCACUCCGGGUGUUGCGGAAGGUCAUUUGAGUCACGAAUGUGACAAAGUCCGUCUAUGUGACGGGCGUGAUAGAGGAAACGUGACACCACCGCGGACCCGAUGGUUGUGUCUUAGACGAGUUCGCAUUGAAGCGGUCGGUCCGGGCGCGACGACACGAGGAACAACGCAGACGCCGGAGUCAGUGGAAGAAGGUCCGAGAAGGACGGUCCGUGGUCUGCUGAGGACUGUCUACAGUCCGCAGAGGACUUUAGCUUCGACGGUGUGUCGAAGACAGGAAAAAACUUGUGAUGGAAGAGAGGUGCUCAUAUCCUUGCAAUGAGAAAAAGCUGGGAAGCACAAGAGCUGGAGGCAGUUAAAACGAGUGUAAAUGAACGGCAUUGGCUUCUUGAUUUACGGCGAGUCUCGAAAGAUCUGUGCAUAGGUACCGCUAAGCUGUGAAAUGCGGUCUGCAAUGAGCUGUGCCCAGCUGAGUUUAUGUGAGCUCCGAUUAGUCGUAGUGCUCAACUGUGAGCACCGAUGAGCUGCAGUGCUCAGCUGUGAGUUCCUGUGAGUUCCAGUGAGCCCCGAAAGGCUGUGCUCAUCUGUGAGUUCCGGUGAACACCGACGAGCUGUGCUCAGCCGUGAGCUCCGGUGGGUCCCGGCUGACAACGGAGCGCUGCCAAGCAGAAAUGAGGACGGCCCGAGUCCUCUGGGCGCUCAUCAUGUCGACUGUGACCCGGGCAGCUCCAGACCAGAGUUGGAUGCGCCAGGUCUUCGAGCCUCCCUUCUUUGAUACCACCACACCACGUAACGUCACGGCCCUUCAGGGAAAGACGGCUCAUCUUCACUGUAAAGUGAAGCGCCUCAACAACAAAACGGUCUCGUGGAUUCGCAGUCGUGACCUGCACAUUCUGACCACGGGCACGGACACGUACGCCAACGACGCCAGGUUCCAAGUGGCGCGCGACGCGGCCCGGAAUGACUGGACGCUGAUGAUCAAGUUUGUCCAGGCGAGCGACGCUGGCCUGUACGAGUGUCAGAUCUCCACUCAGACGCCCAUAUCGUACCCCGUGUACCUGAGCGUCAUAGUGCCCGAGUCGCGCAUCCUGGGCCCGCCGGAGAUGUAUGUUGACGUGGGGAGCGUGCUGAACCUGACCUGUGUGGUCACCAACUCGCCCGAGCCGCCCAAGUACAUCUUCUGGUACCACGGAGAUGAGGUGGUCAGUUACGACUCGGGUCGGGGCGACAUCAGCGUGGAGACCCGACAGAGCGGCUCCCAGCUCAGCUCUCAGCUGGUGGUGCGCCGGGCGCGACCCUCCGACUCGGGCCUCUACUCCUGCAGUCCGUCGAACGCCCAGUCCGUCAGCACCCGCGUCCACGUGCUAAACGGCGACACCCCAGCAGCAAUGCACACCUCCGGAGCAGUCGAAAAGCGGACCCUCAUGCGGCGUGUGCUCAUCUGGGUGCUGGCGGCCGCGACCUUCGGACACUUGCUGGGUCCCUGAGGUGUCGGACAAUCCCUAGCAAUGCGACGGCUGCUGACUGCUGAUGGCAGCGGCUCUGUGCUUAUACCAGAGACGGUACAUGGUUGAGUGGGACGUGGGGCCACUGCACUGGUCCAAAUUAUUCGACUGAUUCGAUCCGAGUCGUGUGGUAAACUGGUCUGAAUCACGUGACUGAGCCGGCCCGAACCAAGUGAUAUACCGGCCCAAGCCACGUGAUAUAUCGGCCAGAGCCACAUGAUAUAUCAGCCCGAACCACGUGACUGUGCAAGGCUGAUAUCCCGACCAGCCGUCUGCCUGAGGGUCAGUGGCCUCAGGGGUCCGGUAUGUACCCGAGGAACUGAGGACCGGCUGGUAUGGUCUAAUGGUGGCUCGGCCUAACUCAAUUGUCAGCCGACGCGUCGUCCGCGAAUGGUCAAUGGCUCGCCGCAGUCGACCGCGCCGCGUGACGGGCUCUCAUAAAAAGGAGAUAAUGUUACACACGGUGUGUUCGUACAUGUACAGUUACAUAAAACUCUACCCGUGUCACGCAAAUUUAAGGCGGUAACUGUGAUGUGUGGAAACGAGUUGUGGCCGUCUGAUGAUAAGUUUAGAGUGAUAAAAAUGUGGCAGAAGCGUAUGGAGACUGGACAUUUAGUGAUCGUCAAAUCGUGAAGAAGCAUGCGUGCAGCCAUAGGCGUCCAUUUCUGCUGAAUUGCAGGUGCCCGAGCAUUACAAAUCCGCCGCGACCUUAGCGGUGACCUUGACACGUGCCGUCUGUUGCGGCUCCAAAAGUCAAGCCGACGUGGAAUUGGGAGGGCUCGGGCACCCAGAAGUCAGUAGAAAUUGACACUUCUGCGUGCAGCUGUACCAUAUCGAUGUCACUGAGAUCACCAGAGUGCAGUGUACAUAAAAGACGUCUAAAGAGUAAUGUUUUUGUAUGUAACUAGAUAUAUUCAUUUCCCGUUUGCAUGAAGACAGCAUGUAACAUGGCCAAGAUGUUGCCUCAGUCAAAGUUGUGCUCUAUUAUUUUGGUACACAGUGAUCAAAUGUCACUAUUAAGAUUGAAUCACGCUGUUUCCGCUUGCUCCUUGUCGAAAAGCAGCGAUCUAAAAUUAGCCGACUCGUAAAUAUUUGCUAUCAAUGUUCGACAGUUUGUACCGACUAUCAUGACUGAAUAGGAAUAGUGAAUGAAAGUACAUCGGCUUUUAUCGACGGAUAAGAUGUUGCGGAACUAACACAUAAUUUUUAUUUUAUCAUUGUCUGUGUGUCUUGAGUGUGACAUCAGGAGCUCAUACCAGCUAUUAGUUGGUCCGACAUUGCUACUGUUUGAACAUUUGGUAAAAGAUGUGAGACAUCAAAUAUACACGUGGGCAUC